Molecule: messenger RNA, 732 nt
Organism: Tribolium castaneum (red flour beetle)
Lineage: Eukaryota; Metazoa; Arthropoda; Insecta; Coleoptera; Tenebrionidae
Product: ecdysis triggering hormone
Exons: 3
Coding region: 150-572 (140 amino acids)
Source: RefSeq, a predicted model, not a curated record
CUAUGUGAAAUGUAAAUAAAAGCCCGGUGGUUUUGGAAGCAAUUAAACCGAAUCUAAUGUGGGUCUAUCAUCCCAGAAUACUAAUUUAUUGUUGUUAACAGCUAUAAAAGCACGCUUCGACUUCCCAUUAAUCACUAGUAACUUGUAAAAUGCGGCGUUACCAAAUUCUCUUAAUUGUAAUUUUUUUCAACAUUUUAUUCGACUCGACAUUAUCAGAAAAUUACGUUUUAAAAGCUGCCAAAAAUGUGCCCAGAAUCGGUCGUAGUAACACCAACAAGAACACAAACAUUGACGAAAUGGGAAAGUUUUUUAUGAAAGCUUCCAAAUCGGUUCCUAGAAUUGGUCGCAGAAAUGAGAAUUUUGAUUACGGACAACCUAUCGUUAAAAGGGAUGAAGUACCAAUUUGGUCUGAUAUAGCGGAUCGGUUUGAGUAUGACCCGGAAAUUUUAACUUCACCCGAAAUUUUGGAACAACUGGAAAUGAGGGAUGAUCCGUCGGUUUAUGAGUGGGAAAAAAUUCGGACCAAACGCGACAGUCACAAACCGCACCCGAAAUUCUAUUACGUGAUGUAGUCACAUUAUAACAAUAAUAUGGUAACUUGCUUAUAAUUGUUCCAUUUGUUAGUGGCGUGAAAAAUGAUAAGGUUUGACAAUCAUUAAUCAGUUAAAUUACCCUUAAAUGCUUUGUGUAUUUAUUUGUAAACGGUGUAUAAAUAAAUGUUGAUUAUAAUUA